Humulus lupulus (European hop) is the source of this 1220-nucleotide messenger RNA. RefSeq names its product probable pyridoxal 5'-phosphate synthase subunit PDX2. Gene Ontology annotation, biological process: pyridoxine metabolic process; pyridoxal 5'-phosphate biosynthetic process. NCBI's taxonomy places the organism in Eukaryota, Viridiplantae, Streptophyta, Magnoliopsida, Rosales, Cannabaceae. The record is from RefSeq and is a predicted model, not a curated record. The coding region runs from base 150 to 914 and encodes 254 amino acids. Gene Ontology annotation, molecular function: glutaminase activity. Gene Ontology annotation, cellular component: glutaminase complex; cytosol. The transcript is spliced from 7 exons.
ACAUAGAUGUGCAUGUCCUUUGGGGCUGAAAAAUAUUUAACAUUUCAUACUCAAUUACUCAUUGGUAUCUUUAACUUAGACUCGACUUGACUGUAGUGUGGCGAUUAACUCCACUCAACUCAAGGCCGCUCCUUUUCUCUUCCGAGAAGAUGACUAUCGUCGGUGUCCUCGCUUUGCAGGGUUCUUUUAACGAACAUAUUGCAGCGCUGAGAAGGAUUGGGGUUAAGGGCGUGGAGAUAAGGAAGCCAGAACAGCUUCAAAAUGUUGCGUCCCUUAUUAUUCCUGGAGGAGAGAGUACUACCAUGGCUAAGUUGGCUGAGUAUCACAACCUGUUUCCUGCCUUGCGUGAAUUCGUCAAAAUUGGGAAGCCUGUUUGGGGGACAUGUGCAGGGCUUAUCUUCUUGGCAAAUAAAGCUAUAGGGCAGAAAGAAGGAGGACAGGAACUAGUUGGAGGCCUAGACUGCACAGUGCACAGGAAUUUCUUUGGUAGCCAGAUCCAAAGCUUUGAGGCAGAGAUUGAGGCACCAGAGCUUUCCUCUAAGGAAGGUGGUCCUGAAACAUUUCGUGGAGUUUUCAUCCGUGCUCCUGCUAUUCUUGAAGUAGGGUCAGAAGUUCAGGUGCUUGCUGACUAUCCUGUUUCAUCUAUCAAGGAUUCAAAACCUACUAAGGGGUCAGAUUCAAAUUCUGCCGAUGGAGGUCAAGAGGGGAAUACCAGUUCUGAAACAAGAGUGAUUGUAGCUGUAAAACAAGGGAAUUUGCUGGCUACCGCUUUUCAUCCUGAGCUGACAGCAGACACUCGAUGGCAUAGUUACUUUUUGAAGAUGAUGAGUGAAGGGUCAUCGAGUAGCACCGUCUCUGUUGGAACUGAUUCACAUAUUAUCCCACCACGAAUAGACUUUCCUAUAUAUCAGUAGUUGCAGAUCAGUACAGUACUUUUUCCUUUUCAGAUUUGAACUCAUGCUAUUAUAUAUUUUCUAUUCUCAUCAUUGUGAUAGCUGCUCAAGGUUCUCUAAUGAUUCUUUCAAUUUGGUUAGGCAAAAGUCUAAUGUUUAGUUUAUAUUUCAGAUGGUAAUAUAGUUUGAAAGAAGUUUCUCUGUUUUCGUCGUUGUAACUAAAAGUGUAAACAGAUUUGACAAUGCUGUCUUUUGAUUUCUAGUCUGCUCACUUGUAAGUUGUUCAUUUUCAUAGUUUAUAAUAGUUUUGUUUUUUCUCCCCAAAAA